UCUUCUCUUCCCCUAAAAUAUUUAAAAUCGAUUUCAAUGAUCUAAAGAGGCGAGUUUGGCGUUCUACUGCCCGUCUUAAAUAAAAAAAAUGUCUUUAAACAACCCAGCUUAAUUCCAUAGCGAUGCCAUAGAGAUGGCCGGACCUCCUCUGCAUCUACUCCUCCUCAUCGCCGUCGCUGGCGCGGCGGCGGCGCAGCCCGCCUUACCGCCUAACCCCAGUGGAAGCGGCAGCUCUUCUGGAAACAACGUGCAGGUAACUUUCCGGCCAAGCAUCGCCGUCGUGAUCGGAAUCUUCUCUAUCAUGUUCUCCUUAACCUUCCUCCUCCUCAUGUACGGCAAGUUCUGCCACUCCAGCGGCAACAACCCCUUCACCAACGCCGGCAUCAUAAUCUCCGGUAAUGGAAGCCAAGGCGAUGAUGGCCGGUCUUCCGGUAUCGACAAAUCGGUGAUUGAAUCCCUCCCCUUCUUCCAAUUCUCCGCUCUCAAAGGUUCCCGUGAAGGUCUUGAAUGCUCUGUUUGCCUCUCCAGAUUCGACGACGCAGAGAUACUUCGCCUGCUUCCGCGCUGCAAGCACGCGUUUCAUAAGGACUGUGUCGAUCGAUGGCUCGAAUCUCACUCAUCCUGCCCUCUUUGCCGCACUCGAGUUGACGUUGACGACAUCGCUUUCUUCAAAUACUCCGCCAGUUCGCGUUGCCUCCGCGAUACGUCCGCACCAGAAAUCGCGGAAGACGGCGCCGAUUCAGCCCUCGAGCUUUACAUCGAGCGCGAACACGCCUUAGCCGGCGGAGCCAUAUCGAGAGGGUUGGCCGCCAGCUUCCGCUGGGCAGAAAGGUUGAAAUUUGCCGCUUUGGGAAAGCAGGCGGCGCCGCUACACAACUUCAAGCACAGGGUACUCGUGUCUCAAGUCGUGUUCCAGAGCCGGUGGAGCGAUUUCAAUUCAGCCGAUUUGAUUAGCCUUGAUUCUGAGAUGCUGCGGGUGAUUUCGAGCAGGAGGUUUGAUCCAGCUGUCUCCGGUGUCGGUAGGAGCAUUGAAGUGAUUUCCCCGGAGUUUCCGGCGGCGGCGGGGGUGUCGAGGAUAAAGGAGGAGAUGGAAAGAAAGCGGAGAUUGGAGAGUAAGGCGGUACGGAUGCAAAUGCCAGAGGAGUAUUCGGCCGAGUUCUCGGCUUUGGAAAGGAGGGCUUUGAUAUCGCCGGCGAGUAGGUGUAUGUCGGAUAUCACGGCGGUGAGGAGUUCUCGGCCGUCGGGGAACUAUGGAGAGAAGGAGGAGAGAUUGAGGCAGAAGUGGCUGCCAAUUGCGCGGCGGACUGUGCAGUGGUUCGCCGGAAAGGAGGGGAGGAGAACGAUGAGGCCGGAUGGCGGAGGAGAGGGGGAAGAAAACGUGUAGAUGGAUGCAUAAUUUCGUUGAAUCUAACGUCAUAAAAUAGAGGAACACACAAAUACAAAUCUGGCCAACGUGAUUUACGGGAUUAGCUGGAUAUGGUUUGAUAGGACAGUAUUUGGGCAAAUCAUUGUAAGUUAAUUCACUGAUUUUUUUUUUUUUUUCUUGAAAGAAAAGUGGGAGAUAGAUCUUGUGCAGAAAGUGUUUUACAGAUUAAAUCACAGAAGAUUUCAGUUUCAGAUUUAUUUCUUUUGGGUUAGCGAAGCAAGAAUUUGGAAAGCAUGUGAAUAUGUGCUGCAUUAAUGG
This is a messenger RNA of Phalaenopsis equestris, 1684 nucleotides long. RefSeq names its product E3 ubiquitin-protein ligase ATL42-like. The record is from RefSeq and is a predicted model, not a curated record. The transcript has a single exon. The coding region runs from base 134 to 1384 and encodes 416 amino acids. Lineage: Eukaryota; Viridiplantae; Streptophyta; Magnoliopsida; Asparagales; Orchidaceae.